GACAUUACCUGUUAUUUAGCAAUUGAUAGGAGUUUCUGUCUGUAUUAGUUGAGUUGACGUUUCACGGUGACCGUCGAAACAAAAGUUACCGCAAAUUGGAGUAUCAAAGUGACCAAAGUUAAAAAAAAAGAAAUAUUUAAUAAUGUCUGGAUUUGAUCAGAAUCCUUUUGCAGAACCGGCUGUUUUCAAUCCGUUUGCGGAUCCAUCUGUCCAGCAAGCUGCAGGAAACAAUGCUGCAAGAGCUCAGCAAGGUCUUGAAGAAUACAACCCUUUUGAUGGUAGUAAUCAAACUACCAGAGUUUCAAUGGAACGUGUUGGUGGAGCCAAUCCACCCCCAACAAUUCAAGCUGCCCCAGUGAUAUCUCCAGGACCACAACAACAAGCAGCUAUGUCUAAUGCGGAUUUUCAAAGACGUCAAGAAGAACUAGAGAAGAAAGCUCAAGAAUUGCAGAGGCGAGAAGAAGAAUUAAAGAAUAAUGUACCAUUCAACUCUCAGCGCAAUAAUUGGCCACCACUGCCUGACAAGUUUUGUGUCCAACCAUGCUUCUAUCAAGACAUCAAUGUGGAAAUCCCACUUGAAUUUCAAAAAAUUGUCCGCAUGUUAUACUAUAUUUGGAUGCUGCAUACCCUCAUGUAUCUUCUAAAUGUUUUGGGCUGCUUAGCCUUAUUCAUUCAAGUGGGAAGUGGUGCCAUGUUUGGCUUGUCAAUCCUAUACUGCAUCCUUUUCACACCAGCUUCUUAUCUUUGCUGGUUUCGACCUGUCUACAAGGCAUUCAGAUCGGACAGCUCAUUCAAUUUCAUGGUUUUUUUCGUCAUCUACUUUGGCCAACUAAUAGCAACCGUCAUCCAAGCUAUUGGCAUACCUAAUUUGGGAACAUGCGGAUUCAUUACUGGAUUAUCUACAAUUGGUGGGCGGACUAGUGGGGGAGAUCUUGCUGUUGGAAUUUUAGUCUUGCUUAUCGGGUUGGGAUUUGGAGUUGUCGCUUUGGGAGAUUUUCUUCUCCUCGUCAGAGUCAGCCGUUUGUACCGCAGCACGGGAGCUUCUUUCUCUAAAGCCCAGGCGGAGUUCACUUCUGGAGUGAUGCGUAAUGAGCACGUCCGUGGAGCCGCUGCUGACGUUGUCGGCUCAGCUGUUCGAGCCCAAAUGAGUAACCCAUCUGGUGGUACAGGACCUCGCUUCUAAGCGAUUUCUAUCACUUUUUUUUUUUCGAACGAUAAUUCCACCCUUUAAUCAUCGGGCUUUUCUCAAAUCAUCUUCUAGUUUAAACAUUUACAUGUAUUACGAGGGGGGAAAAGAAUCUUCAGAACACAACGUGUGAAUCUCGUUAUUCAAAGCUAAUCGUUCUCUUGAUUUAUACAUCUAUAUCAAUCAUUUGCGAUGCAAACCCUUUGCUGUUUUUUUUAUUUUUUAAUCUUUGUAACGUUUGUUGUCUUUUCUUUUUCUUCUUGUUCGUCUUUUCUCAGUCAGGUUGAUUACGUGAAAGAAGCACUGUUUAUCAUACCGUAUUUUAAUAGGGCAUCUUGGAUCAAGCUCGGAUUUUUUUAAAAUUAUUAUUAAUCGAAGUGAAGGGGCGAUUGAAACGAGUUGUUCCUAAAUCAUCUAAAUUCGAAAAUUCGGGAGAAAUUCUGAGACGCUGUUACGUUAAGGUUCUGAACUGGACAAACAGGAAAAAGUAUUGCUAAUAACUCUGUGAGAUCGUAAGAAAAACAAAUCCACGCUGUAGUUUAACGCCGCUGCAGAACAUUUCAAUGACUUUAGCCUGCCCGUUAAUAAUUUCACCUUUACCUUUCUUCACUGUGGUGUGUUAUACUCGCCUCCUGCGGUGACAAUUGCAUUUGCUCUUUUAGAGUUGAUAAUAGUCACCCUCAUACUUACUAGCAUUACUACUACCCAUCCACUUGUGGAUUUAUGUAUGUUAUGUUGAGGAAAUACAUGACAGUCCCCUAUG
Messenger RNA from Daphnia pulicaria, 1949 nucleotides. It is a transcript of the gene Scamp, whose product is annotated as secretory carrier-associated membrane protein 2-like. The transcript is spliced from 10 exons. The record is from RefSeq and is a predicted model, not a curated record. NCBI's taxonomy places the organism in Eukaryota, Metazoa, Arthropoda, Branchiopoda, Diplostraca, Daphniidae. Bases 143 to 1183 code for a protein of 346 amino acids. Gene Ontology annotation, cellular component: recycling endosome membrane; trans-Golgi network membrane. Gene Ontology annotation, biological process: protein transport.